AUGAAUUCACUUUUAUCUAUAUUUUCUUCGAAUACAUCUAUUUCUAAUAAUUGUCCAUCAUUAUCGAAUAUAACUCAAUUUGUUCAUGAUACUCAAUCAUUUCUUCUUCUUCUUUCUAAUAUUGAAGAAAUCGGUUGGUCAUCAGUUCGAUUAUCUUCUUCAUCAGAUAAUUCAAUUCUAACGCUUCAUCAUACAUAUAUUGAUUUAGGAGAUCGUUCACAUGAUUUAUAUAUUGAUAUAUCACAACGUUGGCCAAAUGAACGACCAUGUUGUCGUACAAAUCUUCCAGUUGAAUUUACAAUUGAAACCUGGUGUCCGAAAACAAGUCGUCUGAUAGAAGUACUCAACAAUUUUCAUUCGCUUGUCGAUAGUUUACAACCAUUCUGGGCUCAAUUAACUGAAUUAGAACGAGAUGCAAUUGUCUUAGAUACAAAACCUAUAUCAUAUUCAUCAACAACACGACGACUUAAAAUUAAUGAUAAUGUACAUAUAGAAAUUCAGAUUGAUCCAUUUAAUUCAUCGGCUUUUCCUUCGAUUACUUUUCAUGGUCCAUCUAUGCUUAUUCGAACAUUCGAUGAACGUCUCGAACAAAAUCGUAGUCAUUGGAAUGAAGCACAUUCAAAUAUAAUAUUAAAUCUUGAACAUAUACUUGAUAUAACAUUUCCAACGAAUAUUUUCUUUCAAUCAAAAUCUCAAGCGAAAGAUACUCAACAACAAGAAUGUGGCAUAUGUUAUGAAUCAACAAUUGAUCUAAAAGAAAAAACGAUUUAUUGUGAAACAAUAAAUUGUUAUAAACAAUAUCAUGAAUCAUGUUGGAAAAGUUGGUUAAGAAAAAAAGUUCCACAAAGAAAUGCUUGUGAUGUAUUAGAUAUUGUUGUUGAUGAACGAAUAAAUACAACAACAGCAAGUGGACCAUGUCUUUUUUGUAAAAAAAAUAUUAUUGUAAAUUAG
Molecule: messenger RNA, 951 nt
Organism: Adineta steineri
Lineage: Eukaryota; Metazoa; Rotifera; Eurotatoria; Adinetida; Adinetidae
Source: the annotation of a GenBank genome assembly